AGGACAGAGGAGAGGAAGGGGUCUUAAUGACGCUGUGCCUGUAUGAGUGUCUGAGAGAGGUGGGGCUACAGCAUCACUAUGCCAGGUUUACCUCCAUGGGUGUGUGUCGUGCAGCCCACCUCUCAGUGCUGACUAUGGAGGACUAUCCCAACCUGGGGAUCCGCAGCAUGGAGGACAGGACUCGCCUCUUCCAGCUAGUCCAGCUGGUCAAAACUCUUGACCUGGAGGGGCGCAGAAAUGGAGAUGACAAUCAUGAUCAUGAUUAUGAAGUUGAUGGUGAUGAUGAAGAAGAUGCGUCUGAUGAUGGAGGUUUCACUUACAGUGGUGAUGAUGUUAACGUCAUACGUGAGGAUAGAGGUCAUGAGGACAAUGUGUAUAAUGAUGAAAUGGAAGCUGCUACAGCCAGGCUAAAUACAGCCACUGCCUCCAGACCUCCUGUCCGCAGACGGCUUGAUUUCAGCUGUGCAGCCGUUGAGUCUCAUCAGAAGCAUUUUCACAGUCCCAUAGGUUCUGUAAAUGUCUGUGCAGGUCAUGAUCCUGGUGGAAAUGAUGGGUCACUCCGGGCCAAAGGCCCAACCAUACCUGGGCAGCUAGACGUUGACACUGGAAGUGUUGUGUCUCACUGCAGAUGCCACUGGAGCCACAACAACCACAGGCAAACAGGGGAGCAGCGUAUCAGAGUGUGUGUGAGGAAAAGACCUCUGACACGUGCAGAAAACAGGAGAGGAGAGGCAGAUGUUGUGACAACCCAGAGCGGCAAGUGUGUGAUAGUCCACGAGAGCAAAGAAGCUGUGGAUCUCACACAGUACAUACUGCAGCACAGGUUCUACUUUGACCAGGUGUUUGGGGAGGAGAGCUCCAAUGAGGAGGUGUAUCAGAAAACGGCUCAACCCCUGGUGCAGCACAUGCUCAACGGAGGCCAGGCCACCUGCUUUGCAUAUGGCCAGACAGGUGCAGGGAAGACUCACACCAUGUUGGGUUCGUCUCCUGGGAGACCGGGGUUGUAUGCGCUGGCGGCACGGGACAUUUUUGCUCACCUGUCUGCCACACAUACACCGUCACCAGUGCUGGUGUAUGUCAGCUUCUUUGAGAUCUACUGUGGCCAGCUGUAUGACCUGUUGGACCACAGGAAACGGCUGUUUGCAAGAGAAGAUGGCCAGAAGGUGGUUCACAUUGCAGGGCUGAGUGAAAUCAAAGUGGACUCUGUCAGCUCCCUUCUGGAGGUGAUCUCAUGGGGCACAGAGGAGCGCACCCAGGGGGUGAGUGGGGUGAAUCCACUCUCCUCUCGCUCCCACGCCUUGCUUCAGAUUCAGCUCAGAAGUCCAAAACAGCAGAUAUCUGGCAGGAUGUGGUUUGUGGACCUGGCAGGUAGCGAACGGGCAGCAGAUACAAGGGAGCCAGACAGGCAUAGUCGAAUGGAGGGAGCAGAGAUCAACCAGAGUCUAUUGGCUCUUAAAGAAUGCAUCCGGUCCCUUGAUCAAGAGCAGUCACACACACCCUUCAGACAAAGCAAACUUACCCAGGUUUUGAAGGAUUCCUUUGUUGGCAACUCAAAGACAUGCAUGAUUGCCAACAUUUCACCUGGUCACUUAGCAAGUGAACACACACUCAACACACUGAGAUAUGCUGACCGGCAUUUGGGGAGUAUGUCCACAGGCUGGAGGAGAUCAUGGAGAAGAAGGCUCGGUGUGUCCAGAGCAUGAGAUCUCAGCUACAGCCCUACCUCAAAACCACUCCCUCCAACCAUCAGCUCAGACACAAGGAAGAUAAAUACAAUCCAACUACUUGAAUUAACUGAGUUAAUAAUCGAAAAUUUCUGCAGCCUGGACUCUGACGAAAUGCCAGUUAGGCCAAGGCAUGCAGCCCAGGACCGCACAAAACAGCUUUUGACUUCUGACACUGAUUACAAUCCAAUCUGUCACUUUUACUUAACAACAUGUUUCUUUAUCAGAGGUCACUGGACAGAUACUGUGCUACACAUGGGUUUUGAUCUCAGAAGCAGAGAAGACGCCCUCUUGUCCAUUUCUGUGUUCUGCAGUUGGAGGCUUGUGUGUGUGUGUGUGUGUGUAUGUUGUGUAUUUGUUUGUGUGUGUGGGAGUGACUACUUGCUUUUUCUUUUUUCUUUUGUUUUUGGCUUUUUUUAGAUUGUGGUAUUGCAGGCUAAUACAGACUUCUAACAAGUGAAUAUAUAAAAUGGAAUUCACAAGUUUGUUCUGUUACUGUGAUCUAGUGAUUGACUAGAAAUGCAAAGCACUGCUGGGGAGACUUGGAGAAGAGCCACUAUCUAGCAAUUAAAUUCUGUAAUAAAUACUGUUUAUGGUUAUUAUUAACUUAAAUGACACUGGGCAAGGCUGUAGCAUUCAAGCCCAGUCUUGUCCUCAGGGCGUUGUGCUAAUAUCAGGCUCUAAUCUAAUUUUUCUUGGCCUUGGUCUCAUCUCUCUCUCUCUCUCUCUCUCUUUUUUUUUUAUUUGGUCUUUGGUAGAAAUCAAAGAAUUAAGCUGCAACAACAGGACUCUCAACAUCACACUCUCCAAGUUACAUGUUCCAUUCUGAAAAAUUCUGCACAAAAUAAUAAUUGUGUCCUGUUCAUCUGUGAAUAAUUUGCUCAAUACUUUGGCAUUGGGCUUUACUAAGACUUCAGAUGCGCUGGUGUCAGUCUCAACUUGUCCUUGAUCCACACCCCCAGUGGUCAUGGUCCUGACAGGCCCGGUGGUUGUUCAGCUUUGACUGACAUGGGCUUCGCUACAUCUCUGACUCAGGGCUUAAGAUCACAGUCUGAACCAAAGAUGCACAACUGAUGUUUUAACUGGGUAGUGCUCUGAACUGUUUACUUGGCUAGAAGCCCACUGACUGUUUUUAGUUUUAUAUAGACUUGAGUCUUGGCAAUGAGACAGUAGUUCUCAGCUGUGGAGUUGACUGAGUUAUUGGAACACAG
Myripristis murdjan (pinecone soldierfish) is the source of this 2935-nucleotide messenger RNA. RefSeq names its product kinesin-like protein KIF24. Gene Ontology annotation, biological process: microtubule-based movement; microtubule depolymerization. Gene Ontology annotation, molecular function: microtubule binding; ATP binding; microtubule motor activity. Lineage: Eukaryota; Metazoa; Chordata; Actinopteri; Holocentriformes; Holocentridae. The transcript is spliced from 11 exons. Bases 27 to 1703 code for a protein of 558 amino acids. The record is from RefSeq and is a predicted model, not a curated record. Gene Ontology annotation, cellular component: microtubule.